AUGUUUGCAAAGUCGAACCUCAACGGCGUGGCCUGCACGUACUCUGGCGAAGAUGCGUGCAUGCCAGGGUCCAAGGAAUGCUGUGCCGAGAAUGAUGCAGUUUACACGUACUUGCUUGCAAACACGCCGCCGGGAACCAUCUCCUGGAACUUCGACAAGAUCAUCACGGACCUGUCUGGCAAGCCCUAUGCCGGCGAAGUGAUUAUGCACGGUGGUGAUGUCGAUGCAGCCGUAAGCAAUGUUGUGGACAGCUUGCUGGAGGGUGAUGCGCCCAACUUGGCGGCGCUUCCCGAUGCUGCAACCAAGCUUGGCUCGGUACUCUCGUGGCCUUGGCCGGCCUUGGCUGUGGCAGGAGAAGGCAGGCUGCGCGCCUGGUGGAUCUUUUCUCCUCGCGCUCCGGAGAGGCAUGGGGCAAAGAUCAACGCCCGCCCUGACGACCUGGGGAUCAUCGUGGGGGACUUCGGCGCAGUGUCGGGCCCUUUCGGCAGUGACUAUCCCGAAGAAGCAGAGGCGCCUCUGCAAACAUUGGAUGAUGUCGGAUGGUCCCUGGUCUACGACAAGGACGUGGUCCCUGCCAGCUGCCUCUUCGGCUUCCUCGCCGACUUCAUGGCGACGAGUCAGAAGGUCACGCCGCGAUCGGUGGAGGCCCUCGCUACGGCCGACGUCAUUGGCGAGGCGCAGCUGGAGGUUCCAAUUUCGGACCACAAGGCCAUCAAGGUUGCAUUUCCGCUCCCAGCUCUGGCGGCAUCGAGGACCAAGCCAACCGCGGCCUCUGGACUGCAGGAGCUGCCCGUCAUCGGCUUUGGCAGCCACUUCAUGCCAGAGGAUCUAACGGAGCGUGUCUCCGAUCAGGAUUUCUACCGGCGGGUGGACGAGCUGACGCAAGCCGCUCUGCAGGAAGCGCUGGCGGCUGGUGUGAGACUUAUCGACAGCAGCAACC
Molecule: messenger RNA, 940 nt
Organism: Symbiodinium necroappetens
Lineage: Eukaryota; Dinophyceae; Suessiales; Symbiodiniaceae
Source: the annotation of a GenBank genome assembly